Molecule: messenger RNA, 2283 nt
Organism: Sclerotinia trifoliorum
Lineage: Eukaryota; Fungi; Ascomycota; Leotiomycetes; Helotiales; Sclerotiniaceae
Source: the annotation of a GenBank genome assembly
AUAAAAAAGUUGAAUGCCCCAAGUAAACGAUAUAUAUUUUCUACAUUUUCUACAUUUUCUUUUGCACCAUUGUAUGCCUCUUAGAAUCAUUACGCCGCGAUACUUACUUCUAUUAUAAUUGGCCACUUUUUAAUAAUCCGAGGAAUUUUCCAACCAUCAAAGUUUCCUCAUUCAUUGUUUGACAAGAUUGGUUGUUCGUCGCGUCUCCGAAUAUGGCUAUGACCGAAUCUUUCCCGCAGCUGGAGUCGACAGCAAAGCAGGAUAAAUUAACACCUCUCAAUGCGCAGGCUCGUAUUGAUAAACCAAAAAUACGACGUCGUUCUAGUGGGUUGGGUGGAGAGAUUAGAGCUGGAGACACCGGUGCGCCUGCUUUUGCAACUGUCGAUAUUAGACCGCCUUCAGCUGGGACAAUUAAGGUCAGUACUAUCCAUCUUCCCUCCGCAGACAAUUGCUUGUACUGAUGGAUAUGAUGUCAAUUAGGCCCAGGCAGAUAGGGAUCGAAAGAAACCAUUUUCGAAAAGGCGAAAAGCCAAGACACUUUUGCAGCAGUAUAAGAGAUAUGCAUUGAAGCACACUUGGGUUACACCUCUAGCAAUCGUCGCAGCCAUCCUCUCCUUUUACGCUGUCAACCCGACCAAAUCGAAUCCCCUACACUAUUUCAUUUUCCCUGCUUAUGAACUUCCUCUAGCGGAAGAUGCUGAACCAGGAGCACCAAUUCAAUAUGGCAAAGGACCGUGGGAUUUUGCUCUGGUUUCUUUCUACAUUGUGGUUUUAUCCUUCACUCGAGAAUUCAUCAUGCAGAAAUUCCUCCGACCAUUGGCUCGCAAGAGUGGACUGAAGAGUAGGGCAAAACAAUCGAGAUUUAUGGAACAAAUGUACACUGCUAUAUACUUUGGUAUUCUUGGUCCUUGUGGUUUAUACGUCAUGAGUCGAACACCAGUCUGGUAUUUCAACACACGCGGAAUGUAUGAGGGGUUCCCGCACAAAACACACGAGGGGAUUUUUAAGUUCUAUUAUUUGUUUCAAGCCGCAUACUGGGCGCAGCAAGCUCUAGUUUUAUGUUUGGGUUUGGAGAAACCUAGGAAGGAUUACAAAGAGUUGGUCGGACAUCAUAUUGUGUCUUUGUUCCUGAUUGGCUUGAGCUACCGUUUCCAUUUCACAUAUAUGGGAUUGGCAGUCUAUGUCACUCAUGAUAUCAGUGAUUUUUUCCUAGCUGUAUGUUCAUGGUUCUUUUACUCAAACACGUUUAACUCACACUAACAUUAUUUCAGACAUCCAAAACUCUCAACUACUUAGAUCACCCUCUUGUAGGACCAUACUUCGCAUUCUUCAUCGCCGCGUGGAUUUACCUACGACAUUACCUUAAUCUCAGAAUUCUCUAUUCGGAAUUUAACGAAUUUAAAACCGUUGGACCUUACGAAUUGAACUGGGAAACGGAACAAUACAAGUGUGAGCUCUCGCACGUCAUUUCCACCGCUCUCCUUGCAAGUUUGCAAGCUCUCAAUCUCUUCUGGCUAUUCUAUAUCUUACGUAUCGCAUAUCGAUUCGUCUUUAUGAGUAUAGUCGAGGAUGAUCGAAGUGAUAAUGAUGAGAAUGAGUUGGCGGAGGAACGGAGAUUAGAUGAAUUGGCCAGACAAGGGGUGGAUGCUGUGGCUGCUAAGGCGGCUUUGUCGGAAGACGCAGUGCCAAAGAUUAAAUUGAAUGGAAAUUCGAUUAAGGGGAGGAGUUCGGGGGCGGAAUUGAAAACGGAUGCCGUUACGAAUAGAAAGGAAAAUAUCAAGUAGACUCUUAGGUUGAGUCCUGAUGCUUUUCCUAGACUUCGAGGCCCGACGAUGGGGGGAAAUACGUUGGAAGGGGUCAGAAGCUGUGGGUUAUGAGUAUCCACAGGGUCUUAUCCUAAAUGAGAUGGAGUUGAGGAUAAAGAUUCUGAUGAGAUAUAUGUACGAUGUCUCAUGAUUAACGCUAUGUAAAAAAGGUAGCACGCAAAUGGUGCUUCAACCGCUACCACAACGGCAUCAAAGAUCGCUAUAUCUUAUGGAUGGUUAUGUAUGAGUGAUGAUUGGAACGGAACGCGUGUAUGUAUUACUUAACUAAAGGAAAUUUUGAGACGAGGAGAAGGAGAAGGAGAUUUUCGAUUAUGGCAUUGAUUGUACAUUCAAUUUUUUGGGAUUCGCUUCUUGUAUUGAUUGAUUGAUUGAGUUUGGUUUUGGGUUGGAGGGUUUUGAAGGGGGAAGUGGGUUUCAAAGAAGGCGAGGAGGCCCGUGAGGGGGGGAGAUUUUGAGA